Messenger RNA from Helianthus annuus (common sunflower), 2516 nucleotides. RefSeq names its product cytosolic endo-beta-N-acetylglucosaminidase 1. The coding region runs from base 280 to 2382 and encodes 700 amino acids. NCBI's taxonomy places the organism in Eukaryota, Viridiplantae, Streptophyta, Magnoliopsida, Asterales, Asteraceae. Gene Ontology annotation, cellular component: cytoplasm. Gene Ontology annotation, biological process: protein deglycosylation. The transcript has 11 exons. Gene Ontology annotation, molecular function: mannosyl-glycoprotein endo-beta-N-acetylglucosaminidase activity. The record is from RefSeq and is a predicted model, not a curated record.
AACACCAAAAAGAACAAGAAACCAAGAUUUUUUACUUUUAUAUUGGUGUGUGGAUCGGUUUCAAUCUUUGAUCGGUUACAGUAUUUCUAAAACCCGUUAACUUUGCCACAUAAUGAAACCGAAUCACAUCAGUUACUAAUAAACUCAGCAACCACAACCAAAACCAAAUAUUUACGAUUCUGCCACCCAGAAAAAAAAAGUCAACAAAACUCAAAUCGUCUUCAUCUCUCUCACAACUGAACACAGACUAACAAACCUUAUAUACAUACAUAUAUAUAUAUGUUCAACUCCCUUGUUCGAACAUACAUAAACCGUCAAACCCUAAUCUCAAUCCGAAACCUCUACACUUCAAUCCUCUCUUCAUUUUCCCCCAAUAUGAGCACCGACGAUGCUCCACAACCCGUAUUCGACCCGACUACACCAUCCACACCCGUAUCUUAUCCGAUCAAAACCCUAGAGGAGCUGAAACAACGUACCUAUUUCAAUUCGUUUCAUUUUCAGUUCAACAAAGCCUCGGUUCCGUUAAGUUGUAACGGCGUUGACGGUGUUAUGCUGCCGAAUAGACGGAGGAUGAUGGUGUGUCAUGAUAUGUCGGGUGGUUAUACUGAUGAUAAGUGGAUUCAAGGUGGAAGUAAUGGUGAUAGUUAUGCGAUUUGGCAUUGGUAUUUGAUUGAUGUGUUUAUUUAUUUUUCGCAUACUUUGGUUACUUUGCCGCCUCCUUGUUGGGUUAAUGCUGCUCAUAAGCAUGGAGUUAAGGUGUUGGGAACUUUUAUAGUGGAGUGGGAUGAAGGAAGAGCGAUUGCCGAGCAGUUUUUGGCAACAACGGCAGAUGCGAAGAUGUAUGCUGAGCGUUUGGCUGAGCUUGCUGAUAAAUUGGGCUUUGAUGGCUGGCUGAUAAAUAUGGAGGUCACUUUGAAUGUCGAAAAGAUUCCUAUUUUGAAAGAGUUUGUUGACCAUUUGACCAAGACUAUGCAUUCUGCAGUUCCUGGAUCUUUAAUUAUAUGGUAUGAUAGUGUUACGACUGACGGUCAACUGAACUGGCAAAAUCAAUUGAACGACAGUAACAAACCCUUUUUUGAUGUAUCCGAUGGCAUAUUCUUGAACUAUUCCUGGCAGGAAGAUUACCCAAGCCUUUCCGCUGCUGUUGCUGGUAACAGAAAGUUCGACGUCUACAUGGGAAUUGAUAUUUUCGGUAGAGGCUCUUAUGGUGGUGGACAAUGGACAACAAAUGUGGCACUUGAUGUAAUAAAGAAGAAUGAUGUGUCAGCAGCCAUGUUUGCUCCCGGAUGGAUUUACGAGACACAGCAACCCCCUGAUUUUCAGACGGCUCAGAAUCGGUGGUGGGACCUUGUUGAGAAAUCGUGGGGAAUAUCUCAAAUAUAUCCUAAAGUUCUUCCGUUCUACUCAAACUUUGAUCAGGGUCGUGGUUACCAUUUAUCUAUUAGUGGAAAUCUAGUAUCAGAUGCACCUUGGAAUAAUCUUUCGAAUCAAAGCUUUCAGCCAUAUCUUGAGUUUUCUGGAGAUACUGAAACCAAAACGAUUCAAGCAUUUGUUGAUUUUAAACAAGCAUCUUAUAGUGGAGGAGGUAACAUUACGUUUAAAGGAGUCCUUGAAGGCGAUGCUUAUAUCACAAAAAGAAUUUUUCAUGGCGAAAUUCAUUCAAGAAAUUCACCACUUCGGUUUACAUUCUCGGUGAAAGCAGAAGGGAGCUCGGUGAUUGGUCUAUCUCUCGAAUUCACCAACACCAACGAUGACGUGGAAAAGAAAACAUCGAUUCUUCUUGCUUCAUGGGGAGACAAAUUGCUAACCAUGGAACGGUUUUCCGGUAAAUUUAGCACCGUCAUAAUGCCACAUCACGUGAACAAACUCGAAACAGCACCAGAAUGGAUCAUACAAGAGAGUGAUGUCACACCGCAAGAAUCCACGUUAACGGGAAUUUACGCUCUAUGCUACAAAUCAGAUCCUAAAUCGUCAUCAUCCGAUUAUCAUGCAGUUCUUGGUCAUAUUUCGAUUCAAGAUUCUGCAAACAACAUGAUUUUCCCGCCAGCCUCAGAAUGGCAUGUCGAAAGCCAAAACGUCAACUGGAAAACCGAUCCUCAGGGGAACAAAACCGUUUCUCUUAAAAUUCUAUGGAAAUUGAUCAAUGAUGCCGCUUGUGUAUUUUCAAAGUACAAUAUUUAUGUGGAAAAUGAAACAAAUGAAUCGGCACAAGCAUCAAAGUAUGUUGGAUCAGCGUUAGUGAAGGCUUAUUAUGCAACUGAGCUUUUGGUUCCGGCUGGUGUUACGAGCCUUAGAUUCAUCAUCCAAGCUUGUGGUAUGAAUGGAGAUUUGCAGGAGCUUGUUGAUGCUCCAUUUCUUCGGUUGCGUGUUGAAGAUUUGUAGAUUGAUUGCCUUAAAUUCAUCUAAUAAUGAUUUUAUUGAUCUGUAAUCAACUAAUCAUGUAUCAUGCUGAUGAUGUGUUCCUAGAGUUCAAACUUCUGAUUAAGUCAUAUACACAUAUAGAACUGAUUGUGACA